AGCCCAGCCCAGCCUUGCCCAGCACAACCCAGAAUGUCCGACGCCCGCAACUCGUCCAACAACCUCCGCGGGGGGGGUGCCCGGCAAACCGGGGGCUCCGGCCGCACCAGCAAGUACGCCCAGGGGAACCACAAGACGGAGCUCCUGGGCCAGGCCGGCCUCGCGGCCCACCAGGACCGAUCGGAGGCCAAGCGCAAGCUCCAGCUCCAGCUCACCUCCAAGCAGCUGGCGGCGGACGUCCGCAAGAUGCUCCUGGAGUACCACACCGAGGAGGAAUACAGGGACAUGGAGAUCCCCCUCCCGUCGACCGAGGACGCCAAGAAGAAGCUCCAGGCCAUGAAGGAAUUCACCCAGAAGUGGUACGACCGGGAGUUUCGGGAGGAGUGGCUCCAGACCGUCACGGAGGUCUGGCUGGAGGAGCUCAAGGAAAAGUACGAGGAGGCGGUCCGGGCCGCCAUGGCGGCACGGAACCCACCGAGGGAGCAGCAGCAGCAGCAGCAAGAGGGCGAGGCCAUGUCGAUCGAGGAGCUCCAGGAGCACAUUGCCGGCCUCCCGGCCGACACCCCCCCGGAGGAACGCCAACGCCUCAAGAAGAAGCUCAAGCGCAAGAAACAGCGGGCCAAGGAGAAAGAAAAGGCCAGGGCCGCGCCUCCCGCCGCCGGAAACUAGCGGCCGUGCCGAAACGGGGGGCGGCCGGCCGGAGGGUGGCGCACCCCCCCCCACCCGAAUGCGACGAAAACCGAGGGAGGGAAGGACCCCCGCAGUCCAGCGAGGUGGCCGGGUUCGGUUCGCGACGAUCCCCGCACGCACCGCGGUUCUUCUGCCACGCCCUUUCRAGGAAACAAACAAACAAACAAACAACAG
Molecule: messenger RNA, 864 nt
Organism: Pseudo-nitzschia multistriata
Lineage: Eukaryota; Bacillariophyta; Bacillariophyceae; Bacillariales; Bacillariaceae
Source: the annotation of a GenBank genome assembly